GAAGAAGAAAGACAACAGCAGCAGAAGAAGAAGCGGCGUUAACGGAGCGAUGGCGGCGUCCAAGGUGAAGCAGGACAUGCCUCCACCCGGGGGAUACGGGCCGGUGGAUUACCGGAGAAACCUGCCCAGGAGAGGCCUGUCCGGGUACAGUAUGUUUGCUGUUGGUAUCGGGGUGAUGAUGUUCGGCUACUGGAGGCUCUGUCGCUGGAAUCGAGAGCGAAGGCGAAUGCAGAUCGAGGACCUGGAGGCCAGAAUCGCCCUCUUACCCCUGCUGCAGGCGGAGCACGACAGACAGAUGCUGCGGAUGCUGCGGGAGAAUCUGGAGGAGGAAGCCACCCUCAUGAAGGAUGUUCCUGGCUGGAAGGUGGGAGAGAACGUGUUCCACACAGAGCGCUGGGUGUCUCCUCUGCCGGAGCAGCUGUAUAACCUGCGUCCCCGUGAGGAGCUCAUCCAGAAGAAGUUCGGCUUCCAGUGGUACGUGUAGAGACUCCAGCGUUACCCACAAUCCCCUGCAGCACCACAUCACCUCUUCAUGUUGUAAAGUGUCUUUAUUAAACCUGUCUUCUCCUCUCGAA
Molecule: messenger RNA, 575 nt
Organism: Danio aesculapii
Lineage: Eukaryota; Metazoa; Chordata; Actinopteri; Cypriniformes; Danionidae
Gene: ndufa13
Product: NADH:ubiquinone oxidoreductase subunit A13
Exons: 5
Coding region: 50-484 (144 amino acids)
Source: RefSeq, a predicted model, not a curated record